AUGGCAAUCAGCUAUCUAAUACUGUUGUCGAGGCAGGGUAAAGUGAGACUUGCAAAAUGGUUCUCCACCCUGUCUCCCAAAGACAAGGCCAAAAUCAUCAAAGAUGUCACACAGCUCGUCCUCUCGAGGCGCACUCGCAUGUGCAACUUUCUCGAGUAUAAAGACACCAAAGUCGUCUACCGCCGCUAUGCAUCCCUCUUCUUCAUCGCCGGCUGCUCCUCCUCCGACAACGAGCUGAUCAUCCUCGAGAUUGUCCAUCGCUACGUCGAGCAGAUGGACAAGUACUACGGCAACGUCUGCGAACUGGACAUCAUCUUCAAUUUCCAGAAGGCGUAUUUCAUCCUGGACGAGCUGCUGCUCGCCGGGGAGAUGCAGGAGAGCAGCAAGAAGAAUGUUCUCAGGUGCAUUUCGCAGCAGGAUAGUUUGGAGGAUAUGGAGGUGAGUGAGGGGGAGGGUUUCUUUGAGUAA
Molecule: messenger RNA, 468 nt
Organism: Paracoccidioides brasiliensis Pb18
Exons: 4
Coding region: 1-468 (155 amino acids)
Biological process (GO): protein transport; vesicle-mediated transport
Cellular component (GO): intracellular membrane-bounded organelle; AP-1 adaptor complex
Molecular function (GO): clathrin-cargo adaptor activity
Source: RefSeq, a predicted model, not a curated record